This is a messenger RNA of Pseudovirgaria hyperparasitica, 666 nucleotides long. RefSeq lists its product as uncharacterized. The transcript has a single exon. The annotation marks the transcript as partial. The record is from RefSeq and is a predicted model, not a curated record. Lineage: Eukaryota; Fungi; Ascomycota; Dothideomycetes; Acrospermales; Acrospermaceae.
CACUCCUGGACAGAUGACGAACUCAAUCUCAUUUCAUACCUGAGACUGUACCACAACUGGCCUUGGAUUCGUAUCCAGAAAACGUACCUCCCGUCUAUGACGAAAAGCGCCAUCAGUAACGCCUACACACGCACGUCCGAUGAGGACCGGGUUUACCGUGCAUCAAUUGUCGCAUCUCUGACCAAGAGCACGUCUACUACCUCUAGCACUCUGGACAACACAUACCAACAAUUUCUUACUCGUGCCUCUUUCUCGAGAAGACUACCAGGGCCUUCAUCCCGCUCCACCCGCAACUUAGCUCCUCAACCUAGAAGACGCGCCGCCAUCAUUAGCUCGUCCUCAUCGAGUUCGGCAGAAGAAACUCAGACAACGUCCCACAACGUUACGACUCGCUACAACCUCCGACCCAACAGAUCACGGAGCUUUCAGAGGACUGGCGAACCUCUGGAUCAGGUGGACCAGAUACGUUUUCCCCAUUGUGCCAGGACGUGCAGAAAUCUUUCAAGAUUGCACACGGUCCUAGACGAAGAUUACGUACCUCCAUCGCACUCGCCUACGCCAGACUUAUCCGAUCGUAGUCCUUCUAACCUCUCAAGUGCACCUGGUAGCAUAUCCAGCCUGGAACUUUUCGGUCUGGAAGUGCGUCCAGCCGACUCGCCAGAACGC